AACCCGUGUCCCCAGCAUUGGCAGGCGGAUUCUUAACCACUGCGCCACCAGUGAACCCCCACCCCCCACCCCGUUGGUUUUUGAUCUGUCUUUGCCACCCAUCUUGGGACCUGCAGUGUUUCAGGUGGUGGUUGCUUGUGGGGAUUUGCAUAGGUGGAGGUCAGGGGUGGAGCCGUCUGGGGAGGGGAUGACCUCCUCCUGGCCCCUGAUAAUAAUCACACAGGGGUAGAGAGGACCAGGCAGGUGAUGGGAAAUGACCCUCACACCAGAGAGAAUCCCGCCAAUGGGAUCUUUGCGGGGGGUGGAGACAGCGAGCCGUCAGUGAGACGGUGUCCAAGUGUCCAGGUAGGGCUGUCCCUGAAGCCCUGAUAAGAUCCGAUCUGUCAUGGGGUGGGGAGGCCCAGCCAGGCAGGCAGCCGCUCCUGCUCAGUCAUUGGUUGCUAACAGCAGCGGGUAGCGUUUGUUCUGGAGCCAAAGCCUCCAGGCAGAAUCGAGGUGCAGGGAGGGGUGCUUAGACGGCUGCCACAUGGGGCAGGUGAGCAGGGGGCCGCUCCCCACCCCUCUGCUGGGCACCAGGGAGUCUCAUGCCCCCUCCGCACAGGACACCUGCCCUUCCUGGGAGAGGGGGGGCUCCUCCUCUUUCUGGAGGAGCUAGCGGUGGCCUGGUCCAGGGCGGGGACGAUCUCUGGUUGAGCAGCUGCUUCGAUGCCAGGUUGGGAGGAGGAACGGGGGUCCCUGCUCCCUACCGCAGUGCUGAGGGGGCUGCUGGGCGUCCUGCGUAGCCCCUCUGGGUGCUCAGAGCUAACCUUGCACACCUGAGACCACGGGCCUUUUCCCCUGCUCUAGGCUCGUGAGAGGCAGAGCUGGUGGUUGUUCAGGAGUGAUGGGGAAAGUGGCCCCAGGUGCAGCAGGGCGGGGGCUGCCUUCCCAGUUCCUGGCCUGCUGAGCUCAGCUGCUCUCCGUCCCUUGAUGCCUCAUUGGGUCCGCACAGGCUCAGCCUGGGGGCCGUUUCUGUUGCUUAACACAGUGCAGUCCCUUUGGGGCAUGGGUUGGCUCUGGGUGCCCCCUCUCACCUUGUCCCCAUUGCCCAUCAGAUUUGUGAGUCUACCUAUUGGCUCUUCCCCCUCUCUCCCUCCUCCCCAACUCCCCUUUGCUCUACCACUUUGGGCCCCAGCGUGGGUCUUGCUCUUGCAUAUUCAUUAGGGACUGAGUAAGGUCAGCACCACCUGUGACUCCAGGCCAGUGUGGGCUGCCAGGCCCUUCGACACCCAGGCUUCCCCUGGAAGGUUGCUCUUCCCAGUGGUUUGUCUCUGUGGGUUUAUUUCUAGGGCAUGGGGUGUGGGACUGUGGACAGACACGGCACAGGUGCUCCUGAGAGCUUGGUGAUGGCAGUCACUCAAGGGGUGCUGCUGAGAAGGUAACUGGUGGAGCCAGGAAGGAGCAGGCCUGCGCUGGGCAGGUGGAAGGCUGAGUUAGGGUGCUUUCACAGCCCUCGGCUGGGCAGCAGCUCUCGCAAUAAAAACAGCCCUUGGGGUUUUCAAGGCAGAAGCUCUGGGUCCAACGUGGGCAGGCAGGUGCCUCAUAGAUUCAUUUCCUCAUUUAAAAUAGGUGGAUUUAUCCUCAGUUUUUUUUUAACUGGUGGGGAAAUUGAGGCGCUGAGGAGUUAAAUGGCUUACGCGGGACCACCUGCCAGUCGAUUCAUGUUCCUGGCUGGGCCACGUCUAUGGCUGCCUUGGAUGAACCAGGGGCCUUGCUGUAGGUGUGUUCUGAAAGGGGCCUUCCACGCUGCGGCCCCUCAGCCAGCAGCCAGCCAGCUGGCAUCUUGGAGGGGGCUUUUACGGAGCUGGUCCUCGCUGUGGGGACAAGGCAGCCCCAGCUGGUAGAGGCAGAGCUGGGAAAACUUACCCUUCUUUGAGUGCCAGCACCCAGGUAUGGCAAGGAUGUUGGGGGUCAGUACUAGGGAGGGUACCCCACGCUAGACCUUAUAGGAGGAAAGCAGACCACUUGGGUGUGGAAGGGUCUUGGCCCCCAGGGAGCUGGGAGAGAGCGAGUAGAUGGGCAGGGAGGCCACUGAGGGGUGCUGAAGAGGCUCUUGGGGUACAAGGGGCAUAGGGAGCACUACCGUCUGUCCCUCUGCCUGUUUUCGUGUGCUCACUGGGGUAGUCACAUCUAUUCCUUGUUAGGGACUCGACAGGCCUCCAGAAGAUUAAUUAAUGCCAAGCUGCUGGCAGCUCCAGCAGGAUGCUUGCCCCAGGGCCCUGUCCUGGCAGCACAGAUGCCCAGCUGACCCCAGAAAUACUGCUCCGUUCCCACCCAGCAAUCCUGGAGACACGGGGGGCCAUGUUGCUGGCACAGCCCUGCCUCUGAGCCUGGAUGGCAGAGAAGGCUUAGGUGGUGGCAGGCCGCCAGAGCCAUGUGGCGGGGCAUUCCACCCGCAGGCCUGCCUCCAUCUCCCACUCUGGAACUUAUUUGUCCCUGGCUGAACCAUGGGCUUGCUGUGUGACCUUGGCCGUGCUGCUUAUCCCCUCUGGGCAGCUUUCUUUUCCCCAACUGUAAAAUGAUGUAGAAUGGAUGUUGGACUGGGUCAUCCCUGAGACACCUCCCCCCUAAGUCUGAGUCUUCGUUAUCUGGUAAUCUGCCUGAUUCUGAGAGCCCCUGAUGGCACCCCUUUUCCCGAUGCAUAUUGGCUGCCCCUUGGUGCCCCUCAGUGUGGUCCAGCUUUGUCCUCUGCCCCAAGCCCAGGUGAUUGCUAGUUCUCCAUGUAAUUAACUCCUGCCUGUGCUCAGGAUGUGGGGCACCGCAAGUCCUGGCCAGACCCAGUGCCCUCACAGACCAGCCUGACCUUCCCAGCGCCAGGGCGAGGUGACUGCUUCCACAGUGGCCACCUCCAGCCUGCCCAGCACAUUCCUCAGGCUUAUCUGAGAGCCCGCCCCACUGGACUCUGCCCUCCCACCCAGGAAGCAGCACCCAGACGAGCUGCUGAAGAGUUCCAGGGGCAGAGAGCAGGGCCUGAGUGGGCUUGAGGUGACGAUUCUCAGCCUCUUGCCUGGAGCUGAGGAGAACCAGUUUUACUUCCAGCAGGCUCCGGGCGAAAGAGCUGCUAGAACAAUGCUGAGGCAGCCCCGACGGAGUAUCUCGAACAGGUGAUCGGAGGAGCCGGGAAACCGAGGCCACCUGGGCAUCCCUCCCCUCGCCUGGGCCGGCCAGAGCCUCAAAGACGGUGGAGAAACCAUGGCGACCAAUUUCAACGACAUCGUCAAGCAGGGCUACGUGAAGAUGAAGAGCAGGAAGCUCGGGAUCUACCGGAGGUGCUGGCUGGUGUUCCGGAAAUCCUCCAGCAAGGGGCCCCAGCGGCUGGAGAAGUAUCCAGAUGAGAAGUCAGUGUGCCUCCGAGGCUGCCCCAAGGUGACAGAGAUCAGCAACGUCAAGUGUGUCACACGGCUCCCCAAGGAGACCAAGAGACAGGCAGUGGCCAUCAUAUUCACCGAUGACUCGGCACGUACCUUCACCUGCGACUCAGAGCUGGAGGCAGAGGAGUGGUACAAGACUCUGUCUGUGGAGUGCCUGGGGUCGAGGCUCAACGACAUCAGUCUGGGAGAGCCGGACCUCCUGGCCCCAGGAGUGCAGUGCGAGCAGACAGAUCGCUUCAACGUCUUCCUGCUGCCCUGCCCCAACCUGGAUGUGUAUGGCGAGUGCAAGCUGCAGAUCACCCACGAGAACAUCUACCUCUGGGACAUACACAACCCCCGCGUGAAGCUCGUCUCGUGGCCCCUCUGCUCCCUGCGCCGCUAUGGCCGGGAUGCCACACGCUUUACCUUCGAGGCUGGCCGGAUGUGUGACGCUGGGGAAGGGCUCUACACCUUCCAGACGCAGGAUGGGGAACAGAUUUACCAGCGGGUCCACAGUGCCACCCUGGCCAUCGCCGAGCAGCACAAGAGGGUCCUGCUGGAAAUGGAGAAGAACGUGAGGCUGCUGAACAAGGGCACGGAACAUUACUCAUACCCCUGCACGCCCACGACCAUGCUGCCCCGCAGUGCCUACUGGCACCACAUCACCGGUUCCCAGAACAUCGCUGAGGCCUCCAGCUAUGCCGGUGAGUCACUGCUGGGCCCCACCCGCACCGGCCAGGAGGCUCUGUGGAGGACAAGGCAUGUUGGGCAGGGGCCUUCUGUCCCGGGCCCAAGGCCUCAGCCUGCCUGUGUGUCCACAGGUGAGGGGUAUGGGACGGCCCAGGCCAGCUCAGAAACGGACCUCCUCAACAGAUUCAUCCUGCUAAAGCCAAAGCCCAGCCAGGGGGGCAGCAGCGAGGCCAAGGCCCCUUCCCAGUGACGGCAGAGCUGGCACACAGACGACCACUGGGGCUGCCUGCAGCGCGUCACGGAUGGCAUGGAGGGGCUAUGGGCCAAGAGCCUGGGGAAAGGGAGCAAGCGGUCCCUUCUUUGCCCCCGAGGGUGAGCCUGGACCAAGGCAAAGGGCUGGCCAUGCCACCUGAGCAUGUGUGAGGGGCUGGAGCUACCAUGGGACUACAUACUGUUAAUGAUUUUAAUAUAUAUGGCUUAUGAUGUAUUCUGUAUUAAUAAGAUUCCCCCUCUGACCCUCCCUGCCACCACAUACACAGUUUUUAAUCCCAUGACCAGGCCACAGUCAAGGCUGUUUUGAAUGUGAGGGCAGCGGUUUCCCUGUCCCCCAUGGUACCAGCCCUCCUGCUGCCAGGACCCGAGCUGCCAGGGCCAGAGGAGGGAGACACUCCACACUCCCGGCUGCCGCGCUGGCUGCUGGCUUUUCCCAAGCAGCCCAGGGGCGGAGACAGCAGGUGGCUUCUCAGUUCCUCUGGGCCUAGAGUGGCACAGGAAGGAUCCGAACUUACACUGUGCCACUUGGUAGCCUUGCACUUGGAGUUUUCAGCAGAGGUGACGUCUGGUUGACACCUCAGGUGAAAAAUCUGGCUUGAAAAUGGUUUCUGCCCAGACUCCUUCAUGCUUAGCAGGCUGAGGAGACGCCCUGGGGGUGGGGGGUGCUGGUUACCUCGCCCAGGGAGGACAGCCAGUCCCGGGCUCUUUCCUGCCCUCGGGCCAGGCCGGCCGCACAGGAGGACUGCGGUGAGGGGGAGUGGGGAAGCGCCCUGCUGCCCGCUCUCAGUGACCGGCGUGGGCAGUGCUCCCACAGAGGGAGCCCCUCUGCCCUGUCUGGCCUCCCUCCGGCAGCCAAAGUACUCAGAAGCUGGUCAGAGACCUCCCCAUUUCCUCCUCCACAUGGUGCUGAGGCUCCCUGCUGAAAUGCAAUUAAAGCAACUGAUUUUCUAGUGCUGGUAUUUACUGACGAUUGUGCAGAAGGGCUAUCUUUUUACUCACAUCAAACCUUUAGUUGCGUGUGUGUUGGGUUGUUUUUAAUAUUUGAGGGUUCUGAUUUGCGGGAACAGACCUUCUUGUAAAUAGCCGUUAUUCCAGUCGUGGCAGGAGGAUGCUAAAGCAAGAGGCCCCCCCGACAGAGCCCUGCAGCCCGGGGGCGGCCACAGCCCGCUCAGCUCCGACCCCGACCCAGGGAAUGACCGCCUAGAGGAAUAAGCUAGCCUGAAGGAGGGAGCCCUAAGGCCACGGAGGGGCGGCAGAGCUGGCUGGCUUGGUUAGUGGCACGAUGACGCAUGAAGGCGAUUACGUACGUUUUGCUCUUUAUUGCCAAAAAUAAAAACUUUAAAAGACAA
This is a messenger RNA of Aethalodelphis obliquidens (Pacific white-sided dolphin), 5701 nucleotides long. RefSeq names its product docking protein 4 (gene DOK4). The transcript has 8 exons. Gene Ontology annotation, cellular component: cytoplasm. The record is from RefSeq and is a predicted model, not a curated record. The coding region runs from base 3232 to 4329 and encodes 365 amino acids. Lineage: Eukaryota; Metazoa; Chordata; Mammalia; Artiodactyla; Delphinidae. Gene Ontology annotation, biological process: cell surface receptor protein tyrosine kinase signaling pathway.